Molecule: messenger RNA, 2774 nt
Organism: Bufo gargarizans (Asiatic toad)
Lineage: Eukaryota; Metazoa; Chordata; Amphibia; Anura; Bufonidae
Gene: HPCAL1
Product: hippocalcin like 1
Exons: 6
Coding region: 693-1274 (193 amino acids)
Molecular function (GO): calcium ion binding
Source: RefSeq, a predicted model, not a curated record
AGCACAUUUACAAGAAUCAGGAACUGACUCCAGUGCAACCAAUGGUCACUGGAGAUCCCCGAGCCUAACUCUUCCCAUGUCAUAUGCAAAACACCUAAGGAACCCUUUAAUAGCCUGUCAGGCGGUGCUUCCUGCAGCCCGGCCGCCCCCUCCUGGCAGCAUGGUGUGCUCUAUUGUAAUAUUACAUUAGUGCUGCUGCUUGCUUUCUCCUCCUCACUAUGCAAAGUGCCCCCAGCCUGUGCUCACUAUGGUGAUUGACAGCAGCUCAGUGCCUGUCUGCAGCCAGCCAGGGGUAAAGCUCCCUCUCUGAACUUUGUAUCACUCUCAUCAUUGCCGCUGGAUGCCUACGCCCAGCAUCUCAUUUCCUCUUUCUGCCCCCCGAUGAGGAGGACAUUUGAUCGAUGUCUCGGGGCUGUCGGUGUGGCUCACGUCUGCGGAAGCGACCCAGAUACUGAGUAAACUAGCGAGAAGUAACUCGAAGGGAGAAGAGGCGCAGACAUCUGGAUCUCACGCCAAAAGCCCCACAUUGCACCAGUCUGGGAUUUGAUGCAGAAGUCUCUUUUCUACAUGCAAGUGGCGUUUUCUUGGAGGACAUCCGUAUAAACAUCCUGCAGCAGUCAUUUCUGCACCCAUUGUGGUGAGUUUGCUUAGGACUUGAGUGGAUCUCUGGUAUAUAAAGAAGAAGUUUCAGAAUGGGAAAACAAAACAGUAAAUUGCGACCUGAAGUUCUACAGGACCUACGUGAAAAUACAGAGUUCACAGACCACGAGCUGCAGGAGUGGUACAAAGGUUUCCUGAAGGAUUGUCCAACCGGACAUUUAACAGUAGAUGAGUUUAAAAAGAUCUACGCAAACUUUUUUCCCUACGGAGAUGCUUCAAAGUUUGCAGAGCAUGUGUUUCGCACAUUUGACACAAAUGGUGAUGGAACGAUUGACUUCCGGGAGUUUAUAAUUGCACUAAGUGUGACAUCACGGGGCAAACUGGAACAGAAGCUUAAGUGGGCGUUUAGUAUGUAUGACCUGGAUGGAAAUGGCUACAUAAGUCGUGGAGAGAUGCUAGAAAUUGUCCAGGCAAUCUACAAGAUGGUGUCUUCUGUGAUGAAAAUGCCAGAAGAUGAGUCUACACCGGAGAAGAGGACAGAUAAGAUCUUCAAGCAGAUGGACACGAAUAAUGAUGGUAAAUUAUCCCUUGAAGAAUUUAUCAAAGGUGCCAAAAGUGAUCCUUCAAUUGUGCGAUUGUUACAAUGUGACCCAAGCAGCACAAGUCAGUUUUAAUGAUUUCUACCAAACGGACAGUCUCAACCAAACACUGGCUUGUCAAUCAAGCUUUGCUUGCAAGUGAAUGCCUUCUCAGUCAUUCCUCUACUCUUAAGUGGAUAACAACCCCUUGCCAGAUUGUUUUCUAUGUAUAAGGGAAAAAUGGAAAAACAAAAAAAACAGCAACCAGCCUUGUGCCCGAUUCUUUUACUGUAUAUGGCAUUUAUCUCCUAUACAUCACAUCCAAUGUCAGGUAUGUUUACAUAUGGAUACCAUGGAAAGGCGAGGCCCUGGACAACACUACAACGGAACUUGGUUAUACUAAGAAAAUAUGUAGCUGCUUCACUUUGCAAACAAAUGCCGGCAAGGAUACAUGGACAAUGUUUAAAGCACAAGGGUAUAUUUUUUUUUUCUUUAUUUUUUUUAUGUUAUUCUUUUAUGCAAAUGGCUUUAAAUUCUGUACUGAAUAAAAUGUAAUUCUGCGGAUAUUUAUGUAUGUACAGACACACUAAUGAAGAUAUCAAGGGUGUAUGAUCCACUAAGGCAGACCAAGUGGCUGCUGUGGGGCGCUUAGAACAGUGGGGACCCAGACUUUGUUUAACCCCAUAUCCAUUCCUCACCAGAAACUGCAUUGUUAGCAAACCAAGGGGUGGGGAAAUGGCCCAAGGGUCAUAGAGGGCCCUUCUGUCCUGGGGUAAAUGGUUCCCUUUUCAAUUUCUGAGUUGGGGCCACCUCUCUUUUAUGUAUGCCCCGGGGGUUCUUUUGUUUAGGUAUUAACAUGACCCAACAGGUGGUGGAAUCGGGUAGAUUAAAGAAUUCUCUGGAUCAUCGGACAGUCUGGAUAGUUGCCCAAACUGGAUAGUUGCCCAAGUUUAUUUUAUUUGUUUUAUUUUUUUUAAUCCCACCCCCAGCCAGUGGGACCUGUGAGGAGAAAGAUAAUUACCUGCUUCCUGCCCUUCAGAUCUGAUAUUGAUGACUUAUCCCGAGGAUAGGUAUUUAAUAUCAUAGCAUAGCACCCUUUUACUAAUCCCCUGCCCCUCUGGUGCCAACGCUUCCCUUUCCCGCCACUGGUCUCUGGUGUUUUGGUCUGUUUCAGCACUGAUGUGUCGACACAACAUAAAACCGCUGCGGCUAAUCCCUGGCUGCAGCAGUGACGUGUCAACACCACUGAGGUAUUAACCUUAGUGAUUGUCUGCAGCGGUCACAUGUCGUGUUGACAUGUCUUCAAUGGAACGAGGAGAACAGAGACCAGCGGGGGACCUGGGAAAUGUCAUUAUCGGCGCAACAUGGGAUUAGUAAAGUGAGGAUUCAUUUUUUUGUUAUUUUACACCAUAGUAAGGUUGUGGUGUUGUUUUUCUUUUAAACAUUCACAGAUGUGGACAACCUCUUUAAAUUAUAAAUUGCUGGCUACCUGCAGUUACCACUAGAGCGAGCGUAGGCGCUUACUGCAUAUUAUCCUAUUCAGCAACCUUCUGCUUUAAGUCUUGUAAAUAAAAUAUCUGAAAUUCUGAACCAUUC